Scomber japonicus (chub mackerel) is the source of this 936-nucleotide messenger RNA. RefSeq names its product olfactory receptor 49-like. The coding region runs from base 1 to 936 and encodes 311 amino acids. Gene Ontology annotation, cellular component: membrane. The transcript has a single exon. Gene Ontology annotation, molecular function: olfactory receptor activity; G protein-coupled receptor activity. Gene Ontology annotation, biological process: G protein-coupled receptor signaling pathway. NCBI's taxonomy places the organism in Eukaryota, Metazoa, Chordata, Actinopteri, Scombriformes, Scombridae. The record is from RefSeq and is a predicted model, not a curated record.
AUGAUGGAUAAUGUUUCUGUUGUCACAAUGUUUACUCUUUCUGGUUUACAUUUUACAUGGGAACAAAGAAUUGCUCUCUUCUUGCUAACUUUACUGUGGUAUUUAAUUAUUCUGUUGGGAAAUGUUGCUCUUACUGUUGUCAUUAUUAUAGAUAAAAACCUCCAUGAACCCAUGUAUAUCUUCUUGUGUAAUCUAUGCAUCAAUGCACUGUAUGGAACUGUUGGUUUUUACCCCAAAUUCCUUCUGGAUCUUUUGUCAUCUCAUGUUAUAUCUUAUGCUGGAUGCAUGUUGCAGGGUUUUGUAAUACACUCAUCAACCUGCUGUGAUUUUUCUAUCUUAGCUCUGAUGGCAUAUGACAGAUAUGUGGCUAUAUGUCGACCUCUAGUUUACCAUUCGAUCAUGACUAAACAGAGAGUCUCCGUCUUUGUGUUUUUCUCCUGGCUUUUACCUCUCUAUUGUAUGUUUAUGAACACAGCUACAUUGCUAGGAUCAAAGUUAUGUGGCUCACACAUAAACAAGGUCUACUGUGUAAACUGGAUGGUCGUUUCUCUCGCUUGCUCACCAGUCAAAGCAAACACUGCAGUCUCAUAUUUUAAUAUGUUGUUUUACUUUGGACAUUUUGUGUUUAUUAUUUGGUCUUACAUGUAUCUGAUAAGAACAUGCAUGUCAUCCAAGGAGAAGCAAGGGAAAUUUAUGCAGACAUGCAUGCCACAUUUAGUGUCUCUAAUUAUUUUUUCAAUAUCUGUGCUUCUGGAUUUAUUGUACAUGAGAUUUGGAUCAGCUGAUUUAUCUCAAGACCUCAAUAAUUUUAUGGCAAUUGAAUUUCUACUUAUUCCUCCAGUUGUAAAUCCAUUUAUAUAUGGAUUAAAACUUACCAAGAUCCGUAACAAAGUGUUGAAUUUGGUGUAUAUAAAAAGGACAGAUGCAAAGUUUUAA